UCUAACUAGAAAGUGCUGGGGCCGGUCAUGGGGCUGCUUCCUCCAUCGCCCUCUCGCCACAUGCUCUGGAGUGACCCGUUUUCAGUGCUAAGAGGGUAAAUAGAUCCCGGCUGGACCUUCACUACGGUAAUAUUCCAGGGUUUUCAUUAAUAUUAGUGUCUAAUCUCUACAUAUAAUACUUUUAAACUUGCGCAACAUCCCCCACGGCCAGAGGAAAUAGAAGCCUGACUUGAAAUGGUUUCAUAGAAUCAAGUAAGUUUGGGCAUUUACCUGGACGUAAGUCUUCUGGAAAAUACUACAGUGAAGGAAUUGUUAAACUACAGAAAACAUGAUCACCUGUAAAACAGGAGUGCCUUAUUUGGCUUUUAUAACGUAAUUUAUCUUGCAGUGUGUGAACUGAAGUCUCCCUCCAUGAGCGACUUUCUGUGGGGACUGGAGAACUCUGGCUGGUUAAGGCACAUCAAGGCCAUCAUGGACGCAGGCACUUUCAUUGCCAAGGCAGUCGCAGAGGAAGGGGCCAGUGUGCUCGUGCACUGCUCCGACGGCUGGGACAGGACCGCGCAGGUGUGCUCCGUGGCCAGCCUCCUGCUGGACCCGCACUACCGGACCCUGAAGGGCUUCAUGGUAUUAAUUGAAAAGGACUGGAUCUCCUUUGGCCAUAAGUUUAAUCACAG
Messenger RNA from Myotis lucifugus (little brown bat), 674 nucleotides. RefSeq names its product myotubularin-related protein 7-like. The annotation marks the transcript as partial. The record is from RefSeq and is a predicted model, not a curated record. The transcript is spliced from 3 exons. Lineage: Eukaryota; Metazoa; Chordata; Mammalia; Chiroptera; Vespertilionidae. Gene Ontology annotation, biological process: dephosphorylation. Gene Ontology annotation, molecular function: phosphatase activity.